This is a messenger RNA of Solanum tuberosum (potato), 3548 nucleotides long. RefSeq names its product protein argonaute 1. Gene Ontology annotation, molecular function: protein binding; RNA binding. The record is from RefSeq and is a predicted model, not a curated record. The coding region runs from base 152 to 3316 and encodes 1054 amino acids. NCBI's taxonomy places the organism in Eukaryota, Viridiplantae, Streptophyta, Magnoliopsida, Solanales, Solanaceae. The transcript is spliced from 22 exons.
CGUUCCUUUUUGUUAUCUACACAUCAUUUUCUCUCUCUAAACUUAUAUAGUAGUAGUAGUAGUUGCUUCUCUUGCGUUUUGUAGGUUACGGCGGUGGCUGGUGGAAGAAGGGCGAAAAUCGGUGUACCGGCGGUGGUUUUGAGUUGCUACCAUGGUGCGGAAGAGGAGAACUGAUGUUCCUGGUGAUGCUGAGAGCUCCGAGUCCCAUGAAACUGGAGGGGGACGAGGUGGUGUCCAACGCCCAUCACAACAGCAGCAGCAAGGUGGAGGUAGAGGUUCGGGACCUCAGCGUGGAGGAUAUGGUGGCCGUGGUGGUGGGGGAGCUCCACGUGGUGGAAUGGCUCCUCAACAGUCCUAUGGGGGACCCCCUGAGUACUAUCAACAGGGCAGAGGACCCCAGCAGUAUCAACGAGGGGGAGGACAACCCCAGCGUCGUGGUGGUAUAGGGGGCCGUGGGGCACCUUCUGGUGGCUCUUCUAGGCCACCAGUUCCCGAGCUGCACCAAGCAACUGAGACUCCACAUCAGCCCGUACCAUAUGGAAGACCAGCAGAAACAUACUCAGAGGCUGGCUCCUCAUCUCAGCCACCUGAACCAAUGACACAUCAAGUUACUCAGCAGUUCCAGCAACUUGCUGUGCAACCAGAAGCAGGUGCACCCCAAGCAAUACCACCUGUAUCUAGCAAGUCAAUGAGGUUUCCACUUCGGCCUGGAAAGGGUAGUAAUGGCACUAGAUGCAUUGUUAAAGCCAAUCACUUCUUUGCCGAGUUACCUGACAAAGACUUGCACCAGUAUGAUGUUUCAAUUACCCCAGAAGUAGCUUCCCGAGGUGUCAACCGCGCUGUCAUGGAGCAGCUGGUAAAGCUUUACAGAGAGUCCCAUCUUGGGAAGAGGCUUCCAGCCUAUGACGGAAGAAAAAGUCUGUACACCGCAGGGCCCCUCCCUUUUGUUCAAAAAGAUUUUAAAAUCACACUUCUUGAUGAUGAUGAUGGACCUGGUGGUGCUAGGCGAGAAAGGGAGUUUAAAGUUGUGAUCAAACUGGCUGCUCGUGCUGAUCUUCAUCACUUAGGGAUGUUCUUACAAGGGAGGCAGGCUGAUGCACCCCAGGAGGCCCUACAGGUUCUGGAUAUUGUUCUGCGUGAGUUGCCAACAAGUAGGUAUUGUCCUGUGGGCCGUUCUUUCUAUUCCCCUGAUUUAGGACGAAGACAACCACUAGGUGAAGGUUUAGAGAGCUGGCGUGGCUUCUAUCAAAGUAUUCGUCCUACACAGAUGGGAUUAUCCUUGAAUAUUGAUAUGUCUUCCACAGCAUUCAUUGAGCCACUGCCGGUCAUUGAAUUUGUGAGCCAGCUUCUGAAUCGGGAUAUCUCUUCUAGACCAUUGUCUGAUGCUGAUCGGGUUAAGAUAAAGAAGGCCCUGAGAGGUGUAAAGGUGGAGGUCACUCAUCGUGGGAAUAUGAGGAGGAAGUACCGCAUAUCUGGUUUGACAUCUCAAGCAACAAGAGAGUUGACUUUCCCUGUUGAUGAAAGAGGUACAAUGAAAGCUGUUGUGGAGUACUUUCGAGAAACCUAUGGUUUUGUUAUUCAGCAUACUCAGUUGCCUUGUCUUCAAGUUGGAAAUACACAAAGGCCAAAUUAUUUGCCUAUGGAGGUCUGCAAGAUUGUGGAGGGGCAGAGGUACUCCAAGCGCUUGAAUGAGAGGCAGAUAACAGCACUUCUGAAAGUGACCUGCCAGCGUCCUCAAGAGAGAGAGAAUGACAUUCUUCAGACUGUUCGUCACAAUGCUUAUGCUGAUGACCCAUAUGCGAGGGAAUUUGGUAUUAAGAUUAGCGAGAAGCUUGCUCAAGUUGAGGCUCGCAUUUUGCCUGCACCUUGGCUUAAAUAUCAUGAUACAGGUCGAGAAAAAGACUGUCUGCCACAAGUGGGCCAGUGGAAUAUGAUGAAUAAGAAAAUGGUUAAUGGAGGAACAGUGAACAACUGGAUCUGUAUAAACUUUUCUCGCAAUGUGCAAGACAGUGUUGCGCGGGGAUUCUGUUCUGAGCUUGCACAAAUGUGCAUGAUAUCGGGCAUGAUCUUCAACCCCAAUCCUGUUCUACCACCAGUGAGUGCUCGCCCUGAUCAAGUUGAGAGGGUCUUGAAAACUCGAUUUCAUGAUGCUAUGACGAAGUUGCAGCCGAAUGGGAGGGAGCUCGAUCUGUUGGUCGUCAUAUUGCCCGACAAUAAUGGCUCCCUUUAUGGUGAUCUAAAACGGAUUUGUGAAACUGAUCUUGGCAUUGUCUCGCAAUGCUGCUUGACAAAACAUGUGUUUAAGAUGAGCAAGCAGUAUUUAGCCAAUGUGUCCCUUAAGAUUAAUGUGAAAGUUGGAGGAAGAAACACCGUGCUUGUUGAUGCGAUCUCUAGGCGAAUUCCCCUUGUCAGCGACCGCCCAACUAUUAUUUUUGGUGCAGAUGUCACCCAUCCCCACCCUGGGGAGGAUUCUAGCCCGUCCAUUGCUGCGGUGGUUGCUUCUCAAGAUUGGCCUGAGAUUACUAAGUAUGCUGGUCUGGUUUCUGCUCAAGCUCAUAGGCAGGAGCUUAUACAAGAUCUGUACAAGACUUGGCAAGAUCCAACUAGAGGAACUGUGACUGGUGGCAUGAUAAAGGAAUUGCUUAUUUCUUUCCGUCGAGCAACUGGACAGAAGCCUCAGAGAAUAAUUUUCUACCGAGAUGGUGUUAGUGAGGGACAGUUUUAUCAAGUGCUUCUUUUUGAACUUGAUGCAAUCCGCAAGGCCUGUGCAUCUUUAGAACCUAACUAUCAGCCCCCAGUUACGUUUGUCGUGGUUCAAAAGCGUCACCACACAAGGUUGUUUGCCAACAACCACCGUGAUAGAAAUGCUGUUGAUCGGAGUGGGAACAUUUUGCCUGGUACUGUGGUUGAUUCAAAGAUCUGCCACCCUACUGAGUUUGAUUUCUAUCUCUGUAGCCAUGCCGGCAUACAGGGUACUAGCCGGCCAGCACAUUAUCAUGUCUUGUGGGAUGAGAACAAUUUCUCUGCUGAUGGGCUGCAGUCUUUGACCAACAACCUUUGUUAUACAUAUGCUAGGUGUACUCGUUCCGUCUCCAUUGUUCCUCCAGCCUAUUAUGCACAUUUGGCAGCUUUCCGUGCUCGUUUUUACAUGGAACCAGAGACAUCUGAUAGUGAAUCUGUCACGAGUGGAGCUGCUCCGUACAGAGGUGGUGUAGGAGCUGUUGGAAGGAGCACACGAGCACCAGGUGUCGGUGCUGCUGUAAGGCCCCUUCCUGCUCUCAAGGAGAAUGUCAAAAGGGUGAUGUUCUAUUGUUAGAAGUCCUCUCUAACCAGGCUAUAUGAUAUGGGCAUUGAUUGACAUGCUGGUAGUAAUGUCUUUUCAAAUUAUAUUUGUGAUUUAUCACCACCUUGGCUUUGACCUUGAUGUUCAUUUAAAUUUCAGUUGUGAGUUUAACAGUAGUUUAUUCGCAAGUGAUGUUUGUGGAAUUGUGGCAUUGAACAAUUGUUAUUGAAGAGCAUGGCUAGUUAUUUAAGUGCCUAUUAUUUUC